UUGGUUGGUUCAAUCUUCAAUAGGCAGUUUGAAUUUUUAUCGCGUUUCACCUGGUAAAACUCGUAGCUGUUGCUGUUUGUGUUAUAAGUUGAUGUAGCACAAGGGAAGACUUGGCAUUUUAGUUUAAAAUCCCUUUGUAAAGGGUCAACCAAGAUGCCAAACUUUAGUGUUAAGGCUCUUCUCAGCUGGGUCAAUAGUAUCACUGCAUUGAACAGCGAGAUACAGAUCGAUGAUUUACAGGAUGGGGCAGUCCUGGUGAAACUGAUUCAUGUACUGAAAAAGAGGGAAAUCCCUUGUUUCAGUGAUUCUUUUGAGGAUCGGGUUCGUUUCAUUACAGAGUUUCUGGAAGGAGAAUGCAAAUUUAACCCAACUAAAGGCAGCCCUAUAUCAUGGGACAGCAUUAAAGACAGAAAGAAGCUAACGGUGGAAAUUUCCAAGGUACUUUUGUUGCUGUUUUAUCAUGACAUGAUGAAUGAUCGCCACACUCUUAGUGAACUGGAUUGUGAUGCAGAGCGUGAGCUUGCCAACAUGACCGACUGUUAUGUGAGUGAGAAAGAAGGUUGUGUUUAUCUGAACAAAACACUGGAUGCACACUUGACAAGGAGACAUCUGCCUGUAUGUCGACAAAUGUUUCACAAUUUGUCAUCCGACUCCACUGCCACCUCCAAUGUGUCCACCACCUCCUCAGACGAUGAGGCUCCAGUCUUUCUGCGUACACAGAAGGUCGACUUUGUUUGUCUACAAACGGUGGCUUCCUCCUCUGUCAGCAAAUCUCCUCUGGCUGAGGUCAUGAAUACACCUAAGUUUCAGAUGAGAAAGAUGCAAAGACAGAUGAUCAAAGAGAGAGAAUACAGAGAUGAUUUGGAGAAGCAGCUAGCCAGGACAAUUACACAAGUUAGCCAGAAAGAAUCUCAUAUCAACCAGUUGCAGUACCGCUUAGAUAAGGUGAAAGAGGAACAAAGAAAUCAGGAGCAGACCAUCAACGAACAAAUCACUGAGCUUGAGGCCAAAAAAAACUCGUUGCAAUUGCGGUUUAACGAGCUGCUAAAGAAAAACAAAGAUUUGAAGAGUACCUCUAUUCAUAUGGAGCGAAAGGUGGAUGAACUUACAGAGGAAAAUGGCAAUCUCUCCUUCCAGAUGAGAGCUUUAUGUUCCAAGUUGGCCGUCUUUGAAGCAGAAAAUGGCCAGCUGACACAAGCUCAGGCGUCUGCUGAGGAGGAGUGGAGAAACAAAACAACCCAUUUGCAAUCAGAACUCAACCAAGCAACCACACAAAAGGAACUCUUCUAUGACCAAGUCCAGAUCCUCCAAGGAAAAAUCUCCUGUUUAGAGGAAGAACUAAACAAAGCCACCAAAGAGGAAGUUGGGGAAAAUAUGGGUCCUGUAAUGGAGAGAGAAAUGUUGGAGACUGAAAUUAUCAGUCUGAAGAACGAGCUUGAGGGCACACUUUGCUCCCUAAGAAAGGCAGAAGAACAGAUUCAUACCACAACUCACAAGUUGGCUGAAUGUGAGGAAGAAAUAACUCGGUAUAAAGAGCUACUUAAACGACAAGAGGCACAAACUGAAAAAAUAAUUCAAGCCAAGGAUGAAAUUGUGGACAUUCUAAGUGAGCAGUUGACAAGCAUCUCCAGUUCUUUACAGAUUGCUGAAAACCAAAUUAAAGUGAAGGAAGACCUCUUGGCCAAACAAGAACAGGAAAGUUCUUUGCAGAUUGAAGAAUUAAGAAUAAGCAAAACUGUUCUUGAGGAUGAUUUGAAUCAGCUGAUGCAAGAUAUUAAAUCUAAAGAGGAUGAAGUCCAAAUGCUAAAGGCUGAUCACUGCAAGGAGUCAGAGGACUUAAACAGUGAGAUGCAAACUCUAAAGAAUCAAAUGGAAUGUUUGAAUGAAUCUCUCCAGUCUGCAACAGACCAAGUCUUGGCUAAGGAAAACCUGCUAACUCAGAAGGAGACUGAAAUUUCCCAGCAGAAGGAUUUACUUCAAAACUUGAGGACCGCUUCUGAAGAAGAAACAUCAAGGCUGAGGGAGGAGAUCCAGGAUAAAGAGAAGGAGAUGAGUUUCUUAAAACAUCAAAGUUCAGAGCAAACAGAGUCAUUUCAUAAUGAGAUAAAUGAUUUAAAGGACCAAGUUGAAUGUCUUGCGUUGUCAUUGAGAGCAGCUGAGGAGAACUUGCAGUCGAAAGAGAAUCAGUUUUCAGAGCAACAACAACAGAGCACUCGGCAAAUAGAAACUCUGCAGAUGCAGAUGAAUGCAUCUCAAGAUGAGGCAAAAAAGCUAAAAGCAGAAAUUAAUACUAAGGAGGAGCAGAUGGUUCAGCUGAAGACUAAAACGUCAAAUAAGUCAAAGUCCCUGGAGCAGGAGAUUGACGCUCUAAAUGAACAUAUAAAAAGCAUCUCUAGUUCUCUGGAGACUGCUGAAAAUCAAGUUAAAGCUAAGGAAGAUCUCUUAGCAAAGCAAAAGCAGGAAAGUUCUGUGGAGAUUGAAGAGUUAAGAAAACACAGAACAGUUCUUGAGCAUGAGGUGAAUCAACUGAAGCAAGAAAUUCAAACCAAAGAGGAUGGCAUCAAAAUGCUAAAAGGUGAUCACUGCAAGGAGUCGGGUGUCUUAAAUAAUGAGAUCCAAACUCUGAAGGAUCAAGUCCAAUGUUUGAAUGAAUCCCUCAAGUCUACAGCAGACCAACUGCUGGCUAAAGAGGAGCUGCUGUUUCAAAAGGAAAUGGAAAUUUCUCAGCAGAAGGAUUCACAUGAGAAGAUUAUGGCUACUUCUGAAGAGGAGAUGCAAAGACUUAAGGAGGUGAUGCAGGCCAAAGAGGAACAGAUGAGACUCUUGAAAAGUCAUAAUGCUGAGCAGAUGGAUGGUUUACAUCAGGAGAUAAAUGAUUUGAAAUCUCAGGUUGAGUGUCUUAGUUCCUCAUUGAGGGCAGCUGAAGAGAACGUGCAUUUGAAGGAAAAUGAGUUUGCUGAACAGCAACAACAGAGCACUCGGCAAAUCAAAACCCUUCAAAUGCAGAUGAAUGCAUCUCAAGAUGAGCUAAAGAAACUGAAAGUAGAGGUUGAUGCUAAAGAGGAGCAGAUGGUUCAGCUAAAGAUGGAGGCGUCUACAAAAUCGGAGUCACUGCAGCAGGAGAUUGAAGCUUUAAAUGAACAGAUAAAAACCAUAUCUAGUUCUCUGGAGAUUGCUGAAAACAAAAUUAAAGCCAAGGAAGAUCUGUUGGCCAAACAAGAACAGGAAAGUUCUUUGCAGAUUGAAGAAUUGAGAAACCACGGAACAGUUCUUGAGCACGAGGUGAAUCAACUGAAGCAAGAAAUUAAAUCUAAAGAGGAUGAAGUCCAAACAUUGAAGGCUGAUCACUGCAAGGAGUCGGAGGACUUAAACGGUGAGAUGCAAACUCUAAAGAAUCAGAUAGAAUGUUUGAAUGAAUCUCUUCAGUCUGCAACAGACCAAGUCUUGGCUAAAGAAAACUUGCUAGCUCAGAAGGAAGUUGAAAUUUCCCAGCAGAAGGAUUCACUUCAAAACUUGAGGGCCUCUUCUGAAGAAGAAACAUCAAGGCUGAGGGAGGAGAUCCAAGCUAAACAAGAGCAACUUAUCAACCUUAAAGAAGAAGGUGCCACACAGUCAGAUAUGCUUCAGCAGGAAAUUAAAAGUUUGCAAACACAACUGGAUGAUAUGGCCAAAACAAAGAAAAUCAGUGAAGAAGAGCUGCAGACUCAGAAAGAGGUUCUUCAGCAACUACUGUCGGCUUCUGAGGAAGAACUGAGGAAGCUGAGAAGUGAGAUUCAAUCCAAAGAACAACAGAUGGAGCUGCUGAAGACUGAAAAUGCAGAGCAGUUGAACUUGUUACAUCAAGAGAUCGAAAGUUUAAACAAACAGGUGGAAACUCUCAGCUCCUCGAUGAGGAAGGCGGAAGAAGAAAUCCACUCCCGUGAAGCUCUUUUGACCAAGCAACAAAAAGAAAAUGCAGAACAGAGUCAAGAACUUGAGAGCUUACAUGAGAAUGUCCAACAGUUAAACAAACAGCUGGAACAACUUCACUCGCAUGAAAAGGAGAUUGAAAAAUUAAAAGGAUCCCAGGCUGAGAAAGAAAACGACCUCCUUGAAGCUGAAAGGAAGCUUCAGGAUCUGCAGGCAGAGUUGUCAGAAGCAAGGAUGCUCAUUGCUGACAAAGAUCAAAAUCUGAACACCUUGAAUCAGGAGGUUGUGCUUCAAGUUAGUUUGUUGCAGAAAGCAAAAGAAGAGACUGAGGCCAGUGAGAAAAUCAUGGCUGAGCUAAAGCUGGAGGACUCCAAGCAGACAGAUGUUCUUCAAGAUGAGAUUCGGGAGCUUAAAGGAGAGUUGGAAACAAUUUCUCAAAGACUUUGUGCCAAAGAGCAGAAGUUACUUGAAACUCAGCAGGAGUCUGCAGAGCUGGUGAACAAUCUCCAGCAGCAGCUUCUCUUGGUAAAGGCAGAGCUUGACUACCAAAAAGAGGCCCUAUCUGCAAGUCUUCAAGCAAAAGAAGCUGCUCAGGCCUUACAGUUGACCACGCUGAAGGAAAAGGAGGUUCUUUUACAAGAAAAAGAAGCACUCGUGUCCAAGAUAAUUCAAGUAGAGAUGGACCAAAGAGCUCUGGAGAAACGGGUUGAAGAUGUAGUCACUGAGAAAGACAGGCUUGCUCAAGUCAGUCAGGCCAUGGAGAGAAAGUAUUUUGCUUCUUGUAAAGUGGAGGCUGAUUUGCAAAAAGAGCUUGAAAUUCUCAAAAUGGCGAAAGAACAACUUUUGAAGCGGAGAGAAAAAGCAGAAGAACUUGAGCUCAUAAACGGAGAGCUGAAGCAACAACUUGCAGUAAAAACAGAGGCUGCUGAACACUACAAGGCUCAGAUGGACAGAGCUGUGAGCCAUUACCACAGCAAGAAGCAGCUUCUCCAGAAAAGCGAAGAGGGAAACAUGGAGCUUAAACAGGCUCUAGAGGAUAAAGACAACAAACUCCAAGCUAUUCUCCAGGAAAAUCAGAUACUCCAUCUUGACUUGGAGAAAGUCCAGACCAAUGAGAAAAAACUCAAGAGUCAGGUUGCCAGUUUAGAGACACAGCUGGCUUAUGCUGAUCAAGCCCUGAGAACACAGAAUAAGAUCUGUGGUGAUGGAGGUGGUCCGUCAGAGUCUGCUUACCUAGAGGUUCCCAGGAGGACGCGCCUGGGUUUUAGCACUACAGCACAGGUGAAGAGGUCCAUGAGCUCAGACAGUCUGGAGCAAAGCUCACUGGAGAACUCUCUUGACACUACAAGGAAACUGUCUGCACCUGGUGAAUCAAGUACUCCGCUAGUUCGAAACUCAGAACGUUUGGCAGCCAAACGUCGGGGCCUUCAGGCAGAGUCACUGGAAACUCUGUAUUUUACACCCAUUAACACCAAACGAACUAGAAGGAAUGACAAACAAAGUGAUGAUUCUGAUAUGGAGCUGGACUCGACCCGAAAAAAUCCAACUUCAUCUGUAAAGAGACGCAGAACCACACAGGUUAUAAAUAUCACAAUGUCCAAGAAAACUCCAGGUCGCAGUGAAGAUGAGACCUUUUACAGCCUGCAUUCAGCUCGCUCCCAACCAAACCUCACCGGUGCUCAUGCUGCACAGCCCAUGUGUUCGGACAUGUUUAAUACACCAGCUGAGAAGACCAAAGCUGCCAGUGAUCAGCUUAUUGGCCUUCCAGGCUACAGACGGAGCGCCGUCCAUUCACACAGUACCAGUACAUUCUGUGGGGGAGCAGAGAACGAGCCUGAUGGUGGGCCUGAGGAUUGGCUGAGGAUCGCAGAGCUGCAGGCGAGGAACAUGGCCUGCCUCCCGCAUCUGAAGAGUAGCUACCCUGUGGAGUCAGAGACUGGCCAGGGCAGUGCCUUAAUUUUCACGGACGAAGAGCUUCGCACCGGGGACCCGUCAGAAACAAUCCGACGGGGAUCCAUGAUGCCGGGCCAACUGCAGGACUCCCUGAUCUCCCAUCGCCACUCCCUCAUGGUGGGCCACACGGGGGUUGGUACUCGGUCCCAUCGUCUGUCCUUGAUGCCAGACCAGCUGUCAUCAAGACCAGCCCUCUCCUCUCAGCUGAGAAGCCCAAAGUAUUCCAAGCAGUCAUCAUCCACCUUGUCUGUUCACAAGAUUUCACCUGAGAAAAAGACAAAAGCCAGCUGCUUCCCUCGUCCGCUCACUCCCAAGAGCAAGAAUGUGAGCAGUGGACCAUCCAGUGCUAAUCUUCACCCCAUCCUUAGUCCUGCUGAUCGUCGGCAGUCUACGAUGUUCACAAUUGACAACACCCCAAAGAGCAACAACUACUUAAAGAAAGGGCUGAACAAACUGCGCAAUUCCACUCGAAAAUCGCCUGGAAAAGGUCUGAGGAAGUCGCCGUCCCACAAAAAUGCUCAGAAGGGUCUGAAAAACUCCCCUUCAGUAAAUUCUCAAGCCUCAGUGGGACGAUCUGCGAAAGCUGGCAGCUUUAAGACCCCACAGGCUGCAGCUCGGCCACAGAGAGGAUCUCAAGCCACUAGCAGGUCUGCCAAGUCUCCUGGACUCACUGCUAGUGCUCGCAAGAAGCAAGACCCUAUAAAGGAAGACAAUGAUUUCUGAGAUCGAAGAAGGUUAUGAGAAGGAUGAAGGUUUAAAGGCUUCAAGAAUGAUUCAUUACCACCCAUUUUUCUUGAUUUUCAUUUUUCUCUUUUUGCCUUUCACUAAGAUUUCAGUUUUGUCCGUUAGGAUUUUUUUUUUAAAUUACCUUUUCUGAUCUGCUUGUUAUAUAAACCAUUAAAAUCCAUGUAAAAUAUAAGAUAAUAAAAUUAAGUAAAAGUUGCAGUGUCCUU
Messenger RNA from Poecilia reticulata (guppy), 6815 nucleotides. RefSeq lists its product as uncharacterized. Gene Ontology annotation, cellular component: spindle microtubule; centrosome; spindle pole. Gene Ontology annotation, biological process: establishment of mitotic spindle orientation. Lineage: Eukaryota; Metazoa; Chordata; Actinopteri; Cyprinodontiformes; Poeciliidae. Gene Ontology annotation, molecular function: microtubule binding. The record is from RefSeq and is a predicted model, not a curated record.